Molecule: messenger RNA, 7962 nt
Organism: Eimeria acervulina
Lineage: Eukaryota; Apicomplexa; Conoidasida; Eucoccidiorida; Eimeriidae
Exons: 17
Coding region: 1-7962 (2653 amino acids)
Source: RefSeq, a predicted model, not a curated record
AUGAUGGAUAGCGAUCAUUCAGACGCGGUGGAGCGCAGCAGCAGCCGCCGCCGCAGCAGCAGCACCAGCAGCAGUGGGAGCAGCAGCAGCAGCGGCAGUGAUAGACGAAACAGGGGCCGCAGCAGCAGCAGCAGGAGCAGCAGCAACAGCAGCAGAAGCAGAAGAAGCGGUGCGAGCAGCGAAGAAUCUGAUGGAGAUGAUUCAUUUCUUAGAGGGGGCGAGGAGGAGGUGUCUGAUGUGGAAGAGUUUUUGUGGGGUCGCCAGGGCUCUGCAGCAGCAGCAGCAGCAGAUUCAGCAGGAAGCGACAACGAUCUUCUAGAAGAGGCAGACUACAUCCGAGGCGAUGCUGCUGCUGCUCAAGGAGCCGGCGGUGCAGCAGCAGCAGAUGAGGAGCGUCAUACCAAGACAUCAGCAGCAGCAGCAAGUGCAGCAGCAGCAGCAAGGACGGUGCUGCAGCAGCAGCAAAACAAAGAUGCAACGAUCUUUGAUGAGGAGGCCCCUCCUUUCCUACGCCCUGUGCUGCUCCAUGAUGCAGCAGCAAGGCUGCGGAAGCAGCAGCUGCUGCUGGCAGCCCUCAACGACCUGACGCAUGCAGAAGUUCGGCAUGAUGCAGCAGCAGCAGCAGCUGCUGCUGCUGCUGCUGCAGCUGCAGCAACAGCAGCAGCAACAAGCCAUGAAACACCAGCAGAGGCCUCGCAGCGUCAGCAGCAGUUUCCAUCAAGGCGGCAGAGCGCAGGAGCAGAAUCGUCUUACCCACCCUCCCAGCAGCAGCAGCAGCAGCAGCAGCAGCAGCAGCAGCAGCAACAGCCGCAACAGCAGCAGCAGCAGCAGCAGCGGAUGAUGCUGAAAACACAAAAUCCAAAGCUGGCUAGGAUCAUGCAGAGUGUCUUCGGUAAAAGUAAACCCAUUGGCCGCUUCGGGGCGUACGGAGCGCAGCAAACAACAAAAACAGCAGCAGCAGCAGCAGCAAGUGCAGCAGCACCAACAGCAGCAGCAGCUGCAGCAGCAGGCGAUCAGCAGCAGCAGGCUUCGGAUUCCCACGCAGAAGGAAGGACGAUGGGCGCUGCUGCACCAGCAUCUCAAGGAACAGCAGCAGCAGCAGCAGCAGCAGCUGCUGCUGCUGCAGCAGCUGCUGCUGCACCGCAGCACGUGCCUACGGUGGAGCUGAGCAUUUCCCCUGGUGCAGUGCGGAGUCUUAAAGAUGCAAAUUUGCUGCUGAAGAGAGAAGGCUGCAGCAGCGACAGCAGCAAGCAGCAACAGCAGCUCUACGACAUCGAAGACAGCCACUUAGCCUAUCAACACCCUCGCUUCUGCGCCUUUGCAAUCUUUGAAAAGGAUUUAGUGCUGCGGUGUCUGCUGCCGCUGUGGAAGCGUCUUAAUAGUUUGUAUGAUGAAGCAGAAGACAACAUGGAGGAGCAGCAGCACCAUUAUAUGCUGCUGCUGCAGCUGCUGCGCUGCCUCAGCUCCCUUGCUUCCCCACCCCCAAACGAAUGGAUCAAGUUUUGGCUUAAGUUUGGGCCGGUGCUGAAUAGUCAGAAGGCGUGGAAACAGCGAGUAAAGGAAAUAGAGACAGAUACAGCAGCAGCAGCAGGAGCAGCAGCAGCAGAUGGGCUCGAAGGCCUCAACCCAGAAGAGAGACAAGCAGCACAAAAUUUAAUUGAAGAGGAGAGAGGCAAACGAAGCCACAUCAGGACGAAGGAGACGCUGAGUUGCGGCAGUUUGUGGCAUCUCUUGUCGAAGUUUUACUUCGAUCAAACAGACCUCGUUGAGAGGAGAGCACACAACACGCCGCUGCAGCAAGAACUAAACAAACUCGUGGCGCAGCGGGAGUCUCUCUACAAGCGCGAAAAAGAAUUAAAAGAUGAAUUGGCUGCUCUCCAGGAGGAGGAGACACCUGACGAAGAUGCAGAAGGAGACAAUCAGCAGCAAACACGAACUGCUGGCAGACUUAGAAGGGGAGGAGCAGCAGAAGAAAAGAGACGGAGAGAGGCUUUAAGAGAUCAGUUGGAGGCCAUUAGAGACGAAUUGUUUACACUCAGUGAAGCCAUUGCUGCUGCUACACGCAGACUUCGUGAUUCAGUAGACCGGGCUAAGACAGCCAUCAGCAGCAUCCAGCACUUCGUUUGCUCUGUUCUGGAGAUGCCGACUGCAGCAGCAGCAGCAGCAGAAGUGCCGCCGUUUGUAGCGUCGCAGAAGCAGCUCAGACUUGUCAAGGCAAUGCUGCAGCACGGGGUUGAUAACAAGCGGAGCAGCGUGCUGCAGCUGGUGCUGCAGGAGGUGCAGCAGCAGCUGUUUCCCCUGAUGCAGCGCCAACUGGAUCUUGAGGGUAGCAGCUACAUUGCUGCUGCUCAGCGCGGUGCAGCUGGAUCAGAAGGCGCAGCAGCAGCAGGAGCAGCAGAAGCAGAGGCAGCAGGAGAAGGUAGGGCUCUAGGCUGGUGGAGCAUCACCUCUGUACACUCCGAUUUAAUGAAGAAGGUGUGGAGGGCCCUGAGGACGUUCUAUGCUGUCGUCACCAGCCUGCCGCCGCUGCAGCUAGCUGUCUUCGUUGCUCAAAAUCAGCCGGAGAUCCGCCGCAUCUUCAAAGUUAACCCCAGCAGCAGCAGCAGCAGCAGCAGCAGCAGCAGCAGCAGCUCAAGGGGGAGUGAGGAGGCGCGUUUAGGGGGGGCCCUCCGGGGCGGUGCAUCGUUCGGGGUCUCCGCUUUGUUAGAACAUGAAAAGAUGAAGCAGCAGCAGCUGCUGGAGUGGGGGAGGCAGGAUCCGCUGCGGGCGAAGCAGCUGCUUCGGCAGCAGCAGCAGCUGCAGAUGGAGAAGGAGCGACAGCGCGGUGUGCAGCACUUACCGUUUCUGCAGCCCCAGAAGGCAAUUGAUUAUCCUCGUCUCUUUGGCUUCACGGAUUUGCUGCUGCUUCCAUUUGAUGUAGAGGGAGACCUCGACUUGCUGCAGGACCAGCAGCAGCAGCAGCAGCAGCAGCAGCAGCAGCAGCAGCAGCAGCAGCAGCAGCAGCGUGGGUCUGGAGCAGCAGCAGCAGGAGGAGGAGCAGCAGGAGGAAAAGGCGAUUCCGGGGGUUAUAAGAGCAGCAAGGAUUUGAGCGGCAGCUACUGCAGCAGCGAUUGGCUGUAUGUUGGGGGGGAGCCUCUGCUGCAUGCGUCAGACGUGGAGUCUCUGCAUUUGCUGCUGUGCGGGUUUAUCGGGGUGUCUCCUUUCUUUGCUGCUCCUCUCAACCCAGAGACACAUGAAAAUGCUUUAUAUACAGGCAGACAUUACUCCGCGGCGUUUCUUAUUGAAGCUGCACUCAAAGAUAAAAUCAGAGGAGCUGAUGCGGACCACCACAAGCCCUGGGAUGCAGAGGUGCUGCUGAAUUUGAUUGCGUGGAUAUUUGCGUUUAACGUUCGAUAUUUCUCCGCCUCCAACAUUUUAAGGCAGAAGGCCCGUGCGAAGCAGCAGCAGCAGCGCAAGCUGCAGCAGCAGCAGCAGCAGCAGCAGGAGCAGCAGGAGGGGGAUGAUUUGGCUGCUUGGCAGCGGCGUUGGGCGGAGCAGAUGAAUAAGUCGCAGCAGCAGGAUGAGCAGCAGCAGCAGCAGCAGGAAGAGGAAGAGAUCCAGCUGCUCGAUCGGGUAGAUAUGAUAUUCUGCAUGCAGGGCUUUGAUACUUCUCUUAUUCAUACGUUUUUAUUAGAGACACUGCAAACCUGCGUACGAGAAGAUAAGCUAAACUAUCGCAGCAGCAGUUUAUGUGUUGCUGCUCUUCGAUGUCUGAGGCAGCUGCUGCGGCUUAUGGAGCUGCACGUAAGAAGCAGCAGCAAGGAGGUCUGUGCUGCAGUGCAGCAGCAGCUGGAGAGGUGGAUAGGCAGCGGCAUUGUCUCCGAGUUGUCUUAUGUGCUGCGGCGCUAUAAACCUCGCAGCACCAACCCUUAUAUAUUUCUUUUUGCUGCUGAGUGUACACUGUCUCUUAUAUCUCUGCUGCAGCAGCUAGGUGGCUGUGUCUCUGCUAGUCUUGAGGGGCUUAAAAUAAGAAAGAGUCGCAGGCCAGGGGGUGCAGCAGCAGCAGCAGCCUUCUGGGAUGAUGAGGAGACACUGCAGCAGCAGCAGCAGCAGCAGCAGCAACGCACUCGACAAGUUACCACUGAUGAUCUCCUCAGCGACUUCUUCAGAGGAGAUAUCAUUCGAAACUGCAUGUUCUUUAUAAGCCGCUACCGAUCAAACCCUUUGUCUGUUAAUGUUGGUUUAGUAGCAAUGCUGAGGCAGCUGCUCGAUUAUAGGAAAAGGCCUCAAGAAAAUGUUUGCGUUUUCUUCGAUAUUUCUUCUUUUCUUGUCUUUCAACAGCUUCUAAAUGACCCUCAGCUGACGCUCAACCCAAACUACUUCUUUUUAGGAGACCUUGCUGCAUAUGUUGUAAAGGCUUUCUUUCGUCUAUGGCGAACAAACUGUCUCCUUCCUGUGGAGUUACUCUUUAGCAAGCAAAGGGCCCCUCAAACACUUGUCUCUUGCAGGGCCCCCUCUUCUGCUGCUGCUGCUGCAGCAGCAGGGGGAGGAGAAGCAGGCGGCGAUGCGGAAGCAGCAGCAGCAGCAGCAGCAGCAGAGGAUGCAGCAAUGACGCAGCAGGAUUUCUGGUGCCCUGCGUCUCUUCCAGCGCUGCAGUCUCUUAGCAGCAACUACAGCAGAGGCAUCGAUGCUAAGGUGCAACAGCAGCUGCAGCAGCUGCCACACCUCGAGCCGCAGGAUGCCUUGAGAGUAGCAGCAGAAGAAGCAGCAGCAGCAAACGGGAGACACAGAGACAGCACUGCAGCAGGAGCAUGGACCCAUGAAGAAGACUGCAUGCUGCUGCAGUUCUUCGAACAGUUUAGGGGUGUCAGAGACUAUUACACCUACAUUGCAGAGCUUAUGGGUAGACACCCUAAAGCUGUGCGGAAGAGACUGCAGCAGCUGAGAGCAGAGAACGAAGGAGACACUGCAGCAGCAGCAGAAGACGAAGAGGAGACAGCAAUGCCUCCAGAGGAGACAUUUAAAGAUGCACACGGCGAAGAGCUCAAAGGGUCUCCUGCUGCUCUUGCUGCUGCAGUGCUGGCAUUUAGAAAGAAGGAUUGGCGGGCCUUCUGUGCUGCAGCAGGAGACAGCGAGGAGACAGUUGGUGCUCGCGUUUCAUACAACGCAGAGCGUCUUCUUGAGGGUGUUGCUGCUGCAGUUAGGGACGCCUGCAGGCUGAAGAGACAGCUGGAAGAGACGCUGGGCUUUGGCAGCACAGCAGCAGCAGCAGGAGAGCAGGUGAACGUAGAAGAGCCUGCUGAGGCCCCGCUCCCGCUGCUAGACAGCGCAGAGUUUGCUGCUCUUAUGGAGGCCCUCAACUGCAGCAAGACAAAAGGAGACACUUCCUGGUGUCUCCGUACAGACAGGCCUUAUGAAUACCUCGUUGCGAUGGUGGAUCGACUUGAGCUUCUAACCUCACGCAGUCUGCAGGACUUGGAAGCAGAGCAACAGAAGAGGAGACAAGAGAAGCAAAAGAAGAGACAGAAGGCGAGGAGCUUCUUGUUCCGGAGUGCUCCUCUAGCUGGGGGCCUCAUAGAGUUUCAACGCCGCGUGCUCGACCUGCAAACAGCAGCAGCAGCAGCAGCAGCAGGAGACAGUUCGGGUCUCUUCGCGGAUGAUCAGAGCGCCAAACAGGCAGCAGCAGAAACAGCAGCAGCAGCAGCAGCAACAGCAGGUCGAGAGCCAAAGGAACUCCUCGCUGAUCUUCUGGGCUCCUUCCGAGCAUUGCUGCAGCAACUAGAGACACCGCCAGCGCAGCAGCAGCAGCAGGAGCAGCAGGAGGAGGAGCAGCAGCGCGUGCUGCCUGUAGCUUCUCUUAGUUGGUUUGCAGCGCUGCGUAAAGAAAGGCCUUUGAGGAGACUGCUUUGGUUAAUGGGGCUUGAAGCAGAAGAAGGAGACACCUGCACUCGCUGGGUGCUGCCUGCUGCUGUCUCCGCCUCCACCUGGCGGGAUCGUCUCCACGUCUUCGAUGCAAUGCAUGCGAAGACACUCGAUGACCUAGAGAUGCUUGUAGAAGACAUCCGCCCGCGAGAAAGGGAGACAGGUGGAGAGCGGCGAGAAGGAGACAGAAGAGAGAGAGGAGACAGAAAGAAGGGGAAGAGACACAAAUCGAAGGAUAAGGGCACCGCAGCAGCAGCAGCAGCAGCAGAUGAGAGACCCGUAAGAAUAAAGAGCUACCCUCCAAAGCCUACGCUGCAGCAGCAGUUUGUGCUGGUUCAGAAACUCUUAGAAUGGAGACAGUUUGUUGAGUCACAAGAGAUGGGUGAAGUUGUGGGGGCUGAUGAACAGCUGCUGCGCCUCGUCAGCUGUCUAGACACCUGGGUUUGCCGCCGUGCUGCUGCAGCAGAAGCAGCAGCAGCACAAGCCGCUGACCUCUCGGAAGAGGCAGCAGCAACAGCAGCAGCAGCAGCAGACAAGGCUGUGGGGAACCUCGUGGUGACCCAGCACGGGGGAGCCGGAGACGAGGAGGAGAGGGGAUCGGGAUCGGGAUCGGGAUCGUGGGGUCGGGGGCGUCUCCCCACAACUGUGCAGGCGCUGUGGGUUUGUGCUGCUCUGGGGGGACAGCCAACUGUGGGGAGCGACAAUAAGAAGUGGAUCUGGCUAGCAGAUUCAGAUCUCUUGCCUGUCUCCUGGCUGAAAAGACAGCUGAAGCUGCUACUCAAAGCGUUAACAGACCCUAGGCUCAGCACUGCAGCAGCACUGAAAGAAGAGGCAGACGCACUUGCAGAGUUGGUGCAGCAACAACAGCAGCAGCAGCAGCAAGAAGAAGAAGAACGGCAACGCAAGAUACAGGAGGAGCAGCAGAAACAGCAGGAGGAGCUGCAGCAGAGAAGGAGACAGAAACGCAAGCAAAGGAGACACAAAAAAGAGGAAUAUGAGGAGGCUUCCGAGGCGUCUGACAGCAGCAGCAACAGCAACAGGAGCAGCAGCAACAGCGAUGCUGCUGCUGACGAGGAGGCAGACCAUGCAGAAGAAGUGUCUCCUCAGCGCAGCCGCAGGCGCAGCAAGAAGAAGCAAAUCAACGAGGCUGAGGAAACCAGCGAGGAGACAGCUGCUGCUGCAGCUGAGCCGCCCGACGCCGCGGAGGAAGUAGCAGAGGCCGAGGCUGCAGCAGCAGCAACAGAAACAGCAGAAGCAGCAGCCACAGCAGAAGCAACUGCAGCAGAAGCAACUGCAGCAGCAGAAAGAUCAAUUCCAGGGUCUUCAGCAGCAGGAGCACCCGCAGCGCCCGCUGCUGCUGCUUCUUCUACUGCAGCAGCAGCAGAAGCAGCAGCGGAUGAGGACGAUGCCUUUGCAGCCUGGAUACGCGGCACCGUAGAGGCCAGAGGAGACACAUCAACUGCUGCUGCUGCUGCUGCUUUGCUGCCUGAAGGCAUCAAAAAGUUUGUGGCGGAGACGGAGAAGGAGAAACAGCAGCAGCAGCAACAACAACAGCAGCAGCAAAAGCGCAUGCUGACGGAUGAUGUCGGUGCUCCAGCGGAUAUGAUGGAAGAAGAUGUCCAGUCAGCAGCAGCAGCAACAGCAGCAGCAGCAGCAGCAGCAAAUGUUGAGGAGCAGCAGAGCAGAGCCAAGAAGGCCCGAAAGGCACCCAACCCAGAAGAGCUUCGCGAGCUGCUGCAGGACUGCUACCGCAUAGUGGAGACAGGGGUAAGUUGCAGGAGCCGCACUGCAUGCAGCAGCAGCAACAGCACUAGCAGCAGCAGCAGCAACAGUAACAGCAUCUGCGACAAGCGGGCAGCAGGAGCAGUAAUAGCAGCAGAGGCAGCGCCAGCAGUAGCACCAGCAGCAGCAGCAGCAGCAGCGGCAGGGUUUUGCUGUGGUGUGCUUUAUGUGUGUGAACAGCAGCAGCAAAAGCUGCAGCAGGAGACAAUUGCAGACUUCCUGGGCAAGGACAGAUUAAGGGGACCUUCAGCGCUGCGGCGUCUGCUGCAGCAAUCGUAG